CGGGGGGCAGAUGUCCCCGCGGGCGGUCCCAUCCGCACGGAGCGGAGAGUGGCGAUGGCCCGGGUGGGCACCCCCGGAGGGAGCGGUGCGGAGGGCCGGGGUGCCGGCGGGAUCCCGCCAUCGGCUGCCCCCCGCCCCACCGCGGAGAGCCCCGCGGGGGGCGGGCUGCCCGGUUUUGGAGGGAGCCCGGCGCGCUGGGGGCGGGGAUGCCGGCCGAGCAGCUUGGCGGGCUGACCCCGGCCGCCCGCCUGCGCCGCACCCCGGCGGGACCCGGCUCCCCCGCCCUGGCACUUGGAGUGGGGUGCCUGUGGGGACACCCCCUCACAGCCCCGUCCCUGCGCUGGGGGGUCCCGCUGAGGGGUGUCCCGGCGGGGGGUGGGUGCCCCCGCGUGUGAGGCGCCGUCCCGGCAGCCCCUUCCUUCCCCUCAGGUUUUGGAGGGAGCCGCGCUCUCAGCCAGGCGGGAGUGCUGGGGGGGCGGGGCGGCCGUCCUGCCCCUCCCGCGUCCCCUCAGUACCCUCAGGAGCGGGUGGGUGUCGGAUCGGCCCUUCGGGAGGGGAGGGCGGGCGCCGGCGGUGCCCCCAGCCCAGCCUGACCCCGGCACAGGCCGCCGCCGCCUCCCCGCUCGCUGGAAAUUGGCGCGGAACCGGCGCGGCGGGAGCGCGGGCGGCUGCGCCCGGCCCGGCCCAUCGGGGCCCGGCCAUCCCGGCAGGUGUGGGGGGGGGCAUCGACCCGGGGGGAGCGGCAGCCUCAGAACGUGUGUCUGUGUAGGUGCCUGGAAUGGAGGGUGUGGGGGGACUAGAGGAGUCACAGUCCCAGGGGCUCCCCACAUCCUCUUGUGUGGGAAGUGUCCCUUUAUAACUUCUCUGCCCCCACCCCCAGGCAACCUGAGCUAAACUGCUGGCAUACCUGGGCACCCUGCAACAGGACGUGGAGCUGCCCGUGCUUAUAUACCACAGUCAAGCUAUGCUUGGGCAUUCCUCAGGCCAGGGGAAUACUCAUGCCCUUCUGUUUGAGCUGUGUGAACCAUGCUGCUCUUUGUGAUGAGUUCAUGACACAAAGUAGGGAAUUUGGUUCUAAUUUUGUGAGGAUGCACUAACUGAGCUUAUCCUAUUACUUUGAUCCAGGUAGAGAUCUUAUAGCCCAAAGAAGAUGUCAAGGCGCAGUAGCCGUUUGCAAGCCAAACAGCAGCAGCCACUGUCCUGUCAAGAAGAGGCUUCACAAGAACUGCAAGCACUAGAUUAUGUCCAGACCAGAAAAAGGAGAACAGCAGAGGAAAUUAAGAAAAGAGAAGAUGGGAAAAUUGCUAAAAAACAUCAAUACGAAAUUAAGAGUUGUUGGCCCCCCACGAUAACAGGAGGCAUCUCACCUUGCAUAAUUAUUGAAACACCUCACAAAGAAUCAGUAACCACUGACUUCUCAAGAUUCAAAAAAUACAGAUUCAGGAACCUCUUCAUAAAUCCAUCACCUUUGCCAGAACUCAACUGGGGAAAUUCCAAAGAUGUCUGGCUCAACAUCCUGACGAAGGAGAACCGAUACGCUCACUGCAAACACUUCACAUCACUACAUUCUAGUUUGCAGCCUCACAUGAGAUCGAUACUGCUAGACUGGCUCUUAGAGGUGUGUGAGGUGUAUGCACUCCACCGGGAAACCUUCUACCUAGCUCAAGACUUCUUUGAUAGAUUCAUGUUGACCCAAAAGAACAUUAACAAGAGCAUGCUUCAGCUCAUAGGAAUUACCUCAUUAUUUAUUGCCUCCAAACUUGAGGAAAUCUACGCUCCUAAAAUACAGGAAUUCGCUUAUGUCACUGAUGGUGCUUGCAGUGAAGAUGAUAUUGUAAGAAUGGAACUUAUUAUGUUAAAGGCUUUAAAAUGGGAACUCUGUCCAGUGACAAUUGUCUCUUGGCUGAACCUCUAUCUUCAAGUGGAUGCUCUGAAGGAUGUUCCAAAAGUGCUGCUACCUCAGUAUUCUCAGGAAAAAUUCAUUCAAAUAGCCCAGCUUUUAGACCUGUGUAUUCUGGAUGUGAAUUCUUUGGACUUCCAGUACAGAACACUAGCUGCUGCAGCGCUCUGCCACUAUACCUCAAUCGAAAUAGUUAAGAAAGCUUCAGGCUUAGAUUGGGACAGCAUUUCAGAGUGUGUACAAUGGAUGGUUCCUUUUGUGAAUGUGGCAAAAAAAGUCCCUGUGAAGCUGAAGAACUUUAAGAAGGUUGCAGCGGAAGAUCGACACAAUAUCCAGACCCACACAAAUUAUCUGGACAUGCUGGAAGAAGUGAACAGUGGAGUAGUGGCUACUGCCCCAGGGCAGUUAUCACCUGUGUCAACAGGAGGAAUAAUAACACCUCCAAAAAGCACAGAGAAGAAAUGAAAUACAGCCAAUUGUCAUGAACAGAUUCAGAAACAAGACUUGGUGCUUCAGAAAAAGAAAGACCACACUAAAGGUGACUCAAGCUCUUUACUGUUAGACUUGGGCAGUAAAAGACACAGCACAUGCAAACUGAGACCAGCAUCCUCCUACAGACUUGACAAAAAGAGCUCAGCUGAGCAUUGCACCCUGCUAUCACAAGAGCCUUGGACCACUUUGGUCCAUUCUGAUGUGACUUAAUGGUGAGAAUUGAAUUUUUAACUUAUGACUUUCAAGAAUAUUUUUAAUAGGGCUGGGUGGCAAGAUUUGUCAACUCAGCUUACAUGGCAGACUUGCUUUAAUUUGGCUUAGAUGAGCAAGAGAAUUUUGACAGCUUGUAUGUAUUACCUCUUCUUGACCCUUUUUCCUUUCCUGGUAAGGUCAGAGCUCACUCAUGUCAGUUUGUCCACCCAGCUCAGAGAGCAGUAUUACAGAGGCCUGUGGCAAGCACAUCUCUGAAACCACUCUGCAUGUGCAGGACAGUGCAGACAGCCUUGUAUCAAAUCCCAGCUCCACAGGAGGCUGAUGAAUUUAAGGCCCUUUAGGCCUGCCAUAAACUUCAGUUUUAGUGUAUCACUGACCUCAGGUAAGAGUACCAGCAAAGAACCUGCUGCUGCAGUAACCUGAACUGGAACAAGUACAGUCCCCAGACACCCACUUGGAACAAGAAAGAACAGUAUGAAAACUGGAGAAGGUAUGGAAAAAAGGGAACCACAGGUACUCUACAACCACUCCCAUCAUAGGAACAGUAUUUCAAACUGUGGAGCUGUAUGUUAUCAGUGUUUAUAAACAGCAUUAACUACUGUGUUUUCCUUGGAAUAUUCACUACCUCUGAGUCACUUCUGUGAUGAAGGGCAGUACUGGGAAAGAAGGGUAUCAGUCCUCCUCCCUCUUUCAUGAUGCUCCUAUCUGUGCCACAGAUCCAGGGACAAGUGUUACAUGACACUGAGCAGCCCACAAAGCUGCCCUAGAGCAUCAAGUGCCACCCACAUCCACAUUACACUCACAACAACUUGGCAAACUUGAAUUCAUGUCUUCUUCAAACAAGCCAUUGUGGAAUUA
Molecule: messenger RNA, 3463 nt
Organism: Poecile atricapillus (Black-capped chickadee)
Lineage: Eukaryota; Metazoa; Chordata; Aves; Passeriformes; Paridae
Gene: CCNE2
Product: cyclin E2
Exons: 11
Coding region: 1151-2365 (404 amino acids)
Biological process (GO): G1/S transition of mitotic cell cycle; regulation of cyclin-dependent protein serine/threonine kinase activity
Cellular component (GO): cyclin E2-CDK2 complex; centrosome; nucleus
Molecular function (GO): cyclin-dependent protein serine/threonine kinase regulator activity
Source: RefSeq, a predicted model, not a curated record